Styela clava is the source of this 1798-nucleotide messenger RNA. Its product is annotated as protein Wnt-5b-like. The record is from RefSeq and is a predicted model, not a curated record. Gene Ontology annotation, molecular function: cytokine activity; frizzled binding. NCBI's taxonomy places the organism in Eukaryota, Metazoa, Chordata, Ascidiacea, Stolidobranchia, Styelidae. Gene Ontology annotation, biological process: canonical Wnt signaling pathway; multicellular organism development; neuron differentiation. Gene Ontology annotation, cellular component: extracellular region.
CACAAUUGUUUUAUGCUUAAAGCAAUUAGAAGCGAAAUAAGCUUUAUUAUUUACCUCCUAUUUACCAUUUGAAUAAGGUAGUAAAUUUGUUCAUGUGAGCACAAUGCCGAGUUUCUAUUCAGCUUGUGUUGUUCUCAUUCCUGUACUUCUAUCCACAAUGGUUUUGAGCAGAAACGUACAUGACCGUUGGUGGUCGGUCGCACAGGAUUCCAUUCGUAAUAUGGUACAGAGAAAUAGAUCUAUUUGUCAAAAAGUAGAAGGAUUCACACAAUACCAAAAGAGAUGGUGUAAGAAGAAUAAAGCAUUUAUAAAGUUUGUAAUCGAGGGAGCGAGACAAGGAAUCUCGGAAUGUAAAUAUCAGUUUCGCGGUGAUCGAUGGAAUUGCUCAACAGAAGAAAAGAAAUGGAUAUUUUACGGGAAAUUUUUAAAAUAUAGCGGAUCUCGAGAGAGCGCAUUUGCACAUGCUAUAACUGCUGCUGGCGUAGUACAUGCCAUAUCUCAAGCUUGUGCAACUAAUAGUCUUCCACCCGAAUCUUGUCCCGAUGAUGGUCUGUACAGCAAAUUCGCAAGUGAGUUAGUGAAAUAUUUUCUUAACAAUAAAAGACACAGACGAGGACUGGAUCGCCGACUAGUAAUGGACGAUCAUAAUAACAAAGUUGGGAGGAUGACUGUUGUAAAUUCGUCCACGAAAAAGUGCAAAUGUAUCGAUGUACCGGGCAAGAUAGAAAAAUGCAACAAAACGUUCUGCUGGGAAGAAGUUGAAGAUUUUCGAGUAAUUGGCAAUGUAUUGAGAGAAGCAUAUUUUAAUGCAAGUCAAUUUUGGAUCCCGCGAGAUGAAAUUGCAUCUGGGAAUCUGAAUACCAAACUCAAAACUGAUCUCAAAUCUAACACCGAGCUUGUAUAUUUCAAUAGUCCUCCAGAUUUUUGCUACCGUGUACCGAGAAACAACUUUUACGGAACUCGUUCUCGUGAAUGCAAUGCUACAGGGUCGGGGUACGGAAGUUGUGAAUAUUUGUGCUGCGGUUAUGGCUACGAAUCAAAAAUGUUUGAAGUUGUCGAAUUGUGUAAUUGUGACACUCAAAAUAAAUGCUUCAGAUGUGUGCGCAUGGAACAGCGACAUCUAUGUAAAUAAUCAACUCCAUCAAGUAUAUAUACCAAAAUGUAAGAAAUUGUACUACCCAAUAUCAUUUUUUCCGUUACAAAUACAACUACAACAAAUCUUGUUCUUUUCCGUUUACCUAUAUUUGUUUUAAAAUGAUUUCAUUUUCUCGAUAUAUAUUAAUUGACCGAUCGCAUGCAAUAUCAAUACACAAAAGAGCCCAACACCGAAAGAUUGAAUGUAUAUAUUUGAGCAGAACAUAGUAUCAAUGUUAUCGUCAACAUCUUUCUGAGAUCGUCAUUGUCACAAGGGUGAUAUACUGGUCAAGUUGUUGGUGAUAAAUAUCUAUAAAAUCCAAUAAAUGUUUGAAGGUUUGGCAUUUUAAAUGAAAAAGUAUCUUUUGAAUUAAAGAACAAUAACAUACGUGUGUGAUUCUGCAUAAUGGUAUAUAAUAUAGAUUAAACAUGUUCAUGACUUUUGCAACUUUUAAAUUUUUUUUUCGACUUUCUGGUGUGAAAGAUAAUUUAUAUAAUAGUGGUUUUGGGUCACGCCAGAAUAAAAACUGUCUUCUUCAAUACAGUUGAAAUAUAAAUUUAUGGCUGAAAUGUCUUUAUAUUGGCGUAUAAAUGAAUUGGGAGACAGGAUGUCGAGAUCUAUAACAUCUUUUAGAGUCGACAACAAAUUUAAAAAAAAUAAUUU